GGUAGUUGGUAACAGCUGUAAAGUGAGACCAAUUUACUUCGUUUUUAACCUUCAUUUCAUUUUCUUUGAAUUAACAACUUGUUCAUUGUUUGUAAACAGUGCUGUGAUAGAAUUGUUUGAGAAAAAACAAUUCGUUUUUUAAUUUAGGAUUUUAGAGAAUGGCGCAAGUUGAAAAACAGAGCGAAGAUCUCACCACAGACGCCCUUCCCGCUCCCAAUCGUUCAGUGGCUAAGGAAAAUACCAACAAUGAGAACGUACGUGAAGAUAAUGGAGAUGACAAAAUUCCACUACCAGAUGAGACGCAGUGCAAUAGCGCUGGUCGCUCAGACAAAGAAAAUACAGGCGUCGAAAAUGUAAAUGAAGAUGGUGAAGAGAAAAUUCCACAAUUAGAUGAUGAAACACAGUUCUCUCACACUUACACCAGUUCCGCUGGAACUAGCAGAACGGCUUUCAGGAAAAUUAAUCCGUCUUCAGCUGUUUAUCAAAUGGUCAACAUAAGUUAUUCAAAAGGAGUUCACAUUGGUGACAAUAUUGUCCACAAUCACAAUGGGUUGGAAACAUUUAAAAAGACUAAUAUCGUUGAGACUGCUGCUAUAAAAUCUUUGAAACUUAGAAGUGAUAGAUUAACCAGAGAAGACUUAUUGUUUGUUUCUACACAUAUGGAUUCCUCGUGGAAAGAUGUGGCCAGAGCCAUGAAGUUCUCUGAAGGAGAAAUUUCGCAAUUUGUCUGCGAUCACCAACAUUCUGGAAUUAAAGAGGUGAGAUCUUUCACUAUAAUACACUAUCUCUAA
Molecule: messenger RNA, 791 nt
Organism: Leptinotarsa decemlineata (Colorado potato beetle)
Lineage: Eukaryota; Metazoa; Arthropoda; Insecta; Coleoptera; Chrysomelidae
Product: death domain-containing immune deficiency protein
Source: RefSeq, a predicted model, not a curated record